AUGGAAUUAAAGAACUCAUCAUUUAUUUCUACAUGCAAUGCAUCUCCGCCUGGAACAAUUUAUUUGGAUUUAUCACCACCUUUACCGCCACCAUAUCUACAGGCAACAGCACUUAUUGUCUAUACUUUAUUGAGUAUUCUUACUCUUGGUGGAAAUGCUCUUGUAUGUCUUAUUGUAUUUCAAUUUAUGGGUGUUAUUACGGUGACAAAUUUAUUUAUUGCUAAUUUAGCUCUAACAGACCUUUUCAUCGGUCUUUUUUGUAUUCCAAUCGUACUUAUAUCAGAUUAUCUUUUAUCUGAUUGGCCAUUUGGAACAUUCAUGUGUAAAUUUACAUCUUUUGCACAAUCUGUUUUUGUUGUUUGUACAGUUUAUACAUUAAUAGCAAUGUCAGUCGAUCGUUACAUAGCCAUAAUUCAUCCAUUGAAUGAAAAAUUAACAAGAAAACAAUGUCGUUUAUUAAUUGGUUUACUUUGGACAUUUUCAAUAUUAUUCAGUUCACCAAUAUUUUUUGAUAUGAUUAUAAGUCAUGCUUGUUUUCAUCUUGAUUCAGAUAAUAUAACAGAAUAUACACAAACAACGUGUGAAGCAGAAGGUCUUCCACCAUCAUUACAUACAGCCUAUAAUUUUGCAACGAUCACUAUCAUUUAUUUAAUUCCAUUAUGUCUAUUAACAAUAAUUUAUAUACGCCUUGGUUGGCGAUUACAUCAAAGUCGUGCACCGGGCGAAGCACAUUCAGAACGUGAUGCCAAAAUUAAAAAAUCUAAACAAAAAGUUAUUAAAAUGUGUUUUGUUGUUGUAAUUAUGUUUGGUGUAUGCUGGUUGCCAAUGCAAUUAUAUUCAAAUAUAUUACGUCCAUAUUUUGAAGAAUUUGUUCAUCAAGAUUAUGUCCCACAUGUUUACUUUGCUUUUCAUCUUAUGGCUAUGAGUAAUUCAUGUAUUAAUCCUGUUAUAUAUGGUGUCAUGUCGUCGAAAUUUCGUGAUGGCUAUUUACAUUAUUGGCAAAAUUUAAUAACAUGUUGUGGUUUAUUCAAUACUCGCAUUAAACAAAAGAAAAGUCACAUGAAAAGUAUGUCAAUGGCAACAACAUUCCAAUUAAGUCGUAGAACAUAUGAAUUAAGUAUGAAAGUUCAGGACAUUGAAUGUGAUCGAGCAAGUAAUGGAUCAGUACCUUGUUCGAUUCCAUUUCUAUCAUCACAAAGAGUAUCAUCAGAUGACUAA
Messenger RNA from Rotaria sp. Silwood1, 1218 nucleotides. NCBI's taxonomy places the organism in Eukaryota, Metazoa, Rotifera, Eurotatoria, Philodinida, Philodinidae. The record is from the annotation of a GenBank genome assembly.